Pterocles gutturalis (yellow-throated sandgrouse) is the source of this 1155-nucleotide messenger RNA. RefSeq names its product homer homolog 2 (Drosophila) (gene HOMER2). The transcript is spliced from 8 exons. Gene Ontology annotation, cellular component: postsynaptic density; cytoplasm; plasma membrane. The record is from RefSeq and is a predicted model, not a curated record. Gene Ontology annotation, molecular function: G protein-coupled glutamate receptor binding. Gene Ontology annotation, biological process: G protein-coupled glutamate receptor signaling pathway; regulation of store-operated calcium entry. The annotation marks the transcript as partial. Lineage: Eukaryota; Metazoa; Chordata; Aves; Pterocliformes; Pteroclidae.
AGAACAGCCCAUCUUCACCACCAGAGCCCAUGUCUUCCAAAUUGACCCCAGCACGAAGAAGAAUUGGGUUCCCGCAAGCAAGCAGGCUGUAACUGUUUCCUACUUCUAUGACAGCACGAGAAACAGCUAUCGGAUUAUCAGUGUGGAUGGAGCCAAGGUGAUCAUAAACAGCACAAUCACACCUAACAUGACCUUCACUAAAACAUCGCAGAAGUUCGGCCAGUGGGCGGACAGCAGAGCAAACACCGUGUUUGGUUUGGGCUUUCCCUCCGAGCAGCAGCUGACAAAGUUUGCAGAGAAAUUCCAAGAAGUGAAAGAAGCUGCCAAACUAGCAAGAGACAGGUCUCAAGAGAAAAUUGAAACCUCAAGCAAUCAUUCCCAGGAAUCUGGACGUGAAACACCAUCUUCCACUCGAGCAUCCAGUGUGAAUGGGACAGACGACGAGAAGGCAUCACACAGUGGUCCUGCUGAGGCACACCUCAAGUCUGAGAACGAUAAAUUAAAAAUUGCUCUAGCCCAAAGUUCAUCCAAUGUGAAGAAGUGGGAGACGGAGCUGCAGACGCUGCGGGAGAGCAACGCCAGGCUGAGCACAGCGCUGCAGGAGUCCGCGGCCAGCAUCGAGCACUGGAAGAAGCAGUUCUCAGCCUGCAAGGAGGAGAAUGACCAGCUCAGGAGCAAGAUUGAAGAACUGGAGGAACAGUGCGAUGAAAUAAAUAAAGAGAAGGAAAGAAAUGCACAGCUGAGUAGACGUCUCCAGGAACUGGAAACAGAGCUUCAGGACAAAGAGCUGGAACUGGAAGAGCUGCGAAAGCAGGGUGAAAUUAUACCACAGCUAAUGUCAGAAUGUGAAUCUGUGUCUGAACAACUACAGGCUGCUGAGAAAAAGAACAAAGAUCUUGAAGAGAAAGUCAGAACGCUAAGGACAGAAGUUGAAGAGAGCAAACAUAGGCAGACCAACCUUAAAACUGAAUUAAAGAAUUUUUUAGAUGUACUAGAUGGGAAGAUAGAUGAAUUACAUGAUUUCCGACAAGGACUGUCUAAACUUGGGGCUGACAACUAGAUGGCAAUAGUUUUUUUUUGUAAUCUAGGGUCUGGAUGUUUGAUGUUUUGUUGAUCCCAAACAUGUGUUUUACAAAAUAUAACUAGAAUGUUCCA